GUGGGACGGCUGGAGCGGCGUGCUGCGUGGUACAAUAGAAAAAAGAAAAAGAAAAAACAAGGAAAGGGCUCUCUGUCGAGAGACGAGUUUGGGCAGAGAGCAGGCUGGUUGUGGAAUUCUGAGCAGACACAUCUUUCGAGGUGAACACAGAAAACACACCUUUCCCAUCGGAGCGGGGAUACUUUGGAUCGCAUUGAUUAAGACAUUAUGGAGGCCAGUAAGGAGGUGGACACCACAAGGGUUUACCAGAAAGGACCGGAAUUCCUUCGCAAACAAAUGGAACUGGAGAGCGAGAGCAAAGGGGGAAUGAGUGCGGUAGAAAGGCUAGCGGCAAGCAAACCAAUAUAUGUUAAGAGUCUACAGGUCGUCAACGCAACACAACUGCCAGUUAUACACAUUGGAUCAGCCUCUGUGAGCAGUAAUGGUUCUUCAAACCGCUCCAAAGGCUCAAGACGGACUGGAAAUCCUGCGGUUGAGGAGCCAGUACGUCCACCAGAACUGGACAGCGUGGUUCGACGAUCCAGCUCUAAAAAACGCCCGGAUUCCUUAUUACUUUACCGACAUAAAUGUGACCUACUGAAUGGGUCGUCGACCCGUGUGAGGAAUAAACAGAAUCUGGGAAACAGGUUACUUCAUGGCAAUGCGGAUCGAAAUUGCCACUUACUUGAAGCAACAGAUGGCACAUCAGAGGGGAACGAAUUAACUGAGGGGAUUACAACAGAACGGGUCUCAGGUGCGGUUGGUAAUCAAUCUGGGAAAUCUUUAACACAAAUUGCGCAACAACACAGCAACGCUACGGACAAAGCGGGUACAAACAGUGUUUUGAGCAAACCCAUUCACAAUAGACUGGCCGAGGUGAAGAAGAGGUCAUCCAAGGGGGUCAGCCGCUCCCACUCUGACAUCAGCUCCAGGUAUUCCAAAAACUUUGCAGAUUUUGAUGGUUUCUUCCAGUACUGCGGCCUGGAUGGCGAGAUGAUCAAGUCUUUGGGAAAGGAGAACUUUUCAGUGCACUCAGAGGAAGUGGCUAUCCGAAGAGACAGUGUCUCUACCUCCGACGGUGGCUUCUCCAGGAACAGCGGGAAUAGUGACGGGCUACUGGAGGAAGAGCUGGGGGAGAAGAUUCACCAGGGGACUUCGGUCAUUGAGCGCAACGCCAGGGUUAUCAAAUGGCUGUACAGUUGCAAAAAUGCCCAAGAGACUGGGAAAAAGUUACGAGAGCUUGAUUAACUUCUUUAAUACUUGUUUUAUUUGAAAUAGUUGCCAAAUGUUACCUUCAAUAUUAAGUGAAAUGUUGGAACUUCAUACUUCAUUGGCAAUAAUCGUGAAAUAUUAAAAAAAUUAUAGCCUGUUUGAAGACUCAUCAUCAUCAAUCUGAUCUCGGUUUAUGGCCUUCAUUAUGUUUGCACUGUGUCUUCUACCCAUUCGUUGUUUUUGUAUUGCAAAAACUAUUGUAUUGUAUGUGCAGGGACAUACAACUACAAAUGUCACUUUUGACAUAAUUAUUCAAUGACACUUUCAAAGAAAGUACUAUAGCAGCUUUCAGAAUAGUUUUUACCUCAAUGAAUAUAUUCGUCCUUUUAUCUUAAUAGAACAUGCACCAGAUUGAGAAUGUUCACAGAGGACAUUAGGUUUUAGGGAUUCAAAAUACCAAAACAAUACCAUGCUUCUUUUAAACUACAGCAGUCUGUUCAAAAUGACAAAUUAUUCCAAGAAGCACUUUAGGGCAGCAGUUAUUUUAAAAGAGAUGAUGAUUUAGGUAAAUUAUGUUUUUGCAAGGGCUGUAGGCUUGACAGCAUGCAGGGUUUAGGGUGCCUCACCUCACCUCCUUGUACUUUGAUCCAUCCUUCUAUUUUUUUCCCCUCCAGGCGAGAGAAGUGUGACAGAAAUCUUAAAGAAAGGUUACAUCGUGGUCAUUCGCUAACAUGCAAACCACACCCACCCCCACCUAGCAUGCACACACACACACACACACACACACACACACACACACACACACACACACACACACACACACACACACACACACACACACACACACACACAGUGCAGUCUAGAUUAUCCAACAGCAUUUAUAUCAAAAUAAUCUCCCAGCUGGGUGAUCUGUUAAAGUGUGAUAGUGCUAAAGCCCCUGGCUUAAGGUAUGGCUUUACCUGGGUCCCCUUGUUCUUCCCCCUUAGUCCUUUCCUUUAACUAUACAAUGCUUUGUGUCAGAUAACUUUACAGUCCUUAACAAUGGAAACUAUUAAUACUACACUGCCAAGCAAGAGAGGUGACUCAAUUCUAGACAAGCAAUGUCCUGCCUGUCCCGUUUGACUUUAGCCAAGGAACAAAAAUAAACAGCCUCAUCCCUUUAUUAUAGUUGAUCUGUAAUUAGUGUACUUAAUGCUCUUUUAUUUAUUCCUUACACUGGUUUGCGCUGUGUUUGUGUGUGUGUGUGUGUGUGUGUGUGUGUGUGUGUGUGUGUGUGUGUGUGUGUGUGUGUGUGUGUGUGUGUGUGUGUGUGUGUGUGUUGUUGUGUGUGUGUGUGUUUGUUUUUUUAGCAACGUGCUUGUUGAGCACUUCAUGGAGUCACUACAUUUUUGGUGAUUCUAAUUAUGGCCUGAAUAUUGCAUUUGUGUAUCGAAGUACCGAAGUGCUAAGAACAUUCAGAUCAUGUACUUGCCAGCCACGAGAUAGCAGUGUUACGUUCAUGUGUAUUAAUUGGGUUGCUGUUUUCCCCUCCCUAUUCAUUAUCUUUAGGAGUACGAAUAUGGCUGUUCUAAGGCCUUGUUGGUUCCACCUGUGGUCUUUCUGAUGCUGCCCUCAUUCAACCUUAUAUCCCAGCCUGUUAGCUUAACCUUGUUAACUGUCUGUGGUCUGUUGCCACUGUGGCCAUUGGCCACUUAUUGUGUUUCAUCAGCCUUGUCCUAUCGUGGCCAUAUUAGGCCUUGUGUUUUGGGUAAGAUGUAUUCAUGCUUUGUUCGUUCCUGUAGGUAGCUGGUCGGGGUGAGCGGCCACUCAGUUGCUGCCCCUGUUUUCCUGUUUUUGUGGAGCUGGUGAGCUAGGCAUACCGAUUGUAUUUCUGUUGAUCUGUUGAAAGAUCGAAAGAUUAUUUUGUUUAAGGUCCCUGACCUAUUUUGGGCUUGAUAUACAUUUGUUGUACCAAUAAAUCUUUCGUUUACAUCUUUAAACCCAGUGUCUAUACUAUUUAGUAACUUUAUGUUACCCCACUUUCCCCUAGACCAGAGGGUCGUAACAAGAAUUAUAAUUGAAUGUUGCCAUUAUCUCAGUUAUUCUGCCAUUAUGAUGAAUAUAAUACAGAAUAUUUAUUCAUUGGUGACACAUUCCAAUUAAAUUGAUACAUUGCAAAUAAAAAGUGUGCAUUGUAAGUUUAAAAAAUAAAUAUUAUUUUGUAUGUAUGUAUGUAUACGUACACGUACGUGUGUGUGUGUGUGUGUGUGUGUGUGUGUGUGUGUGUGUGUGUGUGUGUGUGUGUGUGUGUGUGUGUCAAUGUUGAUCAAGCGCUGAAUGAGUUAAAACGUUAAAAAUAUAACUAAUUCCUAUAAUUGACAUAUUCUCUAAAAUAAAAACUUGCAUUGUGA
Messenger RNA from Gadus macrocephalus (Pacific cod), 3581 nucleotides. RefSeq names its product family with sequence similarity 110 member C (gene fam110c). The coding region runs from base 208 to 1227 and encodes 339 amino acids. NCBI's taxonomy places the organism in Eukaryota, Metazoa, Chordata, Actinopteri, Gadiformes, Gadidae. The transcript has a single exon. The record is from RefSeq and is a predicted model, not a curated record.